UGUCAGUGUCAUAUCAUUGUCAAUGAGCAAUGUUUUAUUUUUAUUUUGGACUGUUUACAUUUUGUUAUAUUAACACUUAAGAUACCUGUUUCUAAAAAUGACUGAAGUAGAUCUGCAGAGUGAUGAUUGGGACUUACCGUGUUCAGACGACGAACUUUCAAAAUAUGGCACUAAUAUUGGAAAAAACUGGGCGGUGGAACCAAAUGAAUUAGAAGAACUUUACAAUACUAUUGAUAAAGGCGGAACUUUGUCGCUGGAAUGGAAAUGUUCAGGUCGUCGAGCGCCGUCACCAAUACCUGUGACAAAAGAAAGUAAGCCUGAAGUGCUUGUCUCGCCUGUAAGAGAAGAAAAGUCUGAUUUCGAUUUUAUGGAUGAAGUAAGUUCGCUGCGAUUGCGAGUGCGACGAGAGGGCGAAGACACGCUCCGCGGUUCUGCCAAGAAGAAGACGACGUCGUUCGAUGGCAUCCUAUCAAACCUGAUUCGUCACAAGCGCAUUGAGCAAAUGGAAAUGCAAGCAAACACACCUACUUCAUCAUCCCCAAGCACCUCUUGACCCUGUGAAAGUGUGAAGCCUGACACAAAAAUGUAAACAAUCUGUUAUAUUGUAUUUGUGAUGUCCGUGUUCAGCAUUAAAAUGUAAAAGAAUGGGCCAAAAA
This is a messenger RNA of Cydia pomonella (codling moth), 656 nucleotides long. RefSeq names its product PAXIP1-associated glutamate-rich protein 1-like (gene Pa1). The transcript has a single exon. The record is from RefSeq and is a predicted model, not a curated record. Bases 98 to 553 code for a protein of 151 amino acids. Lineage: Eukaryota; Metazoa; Arthropoda; Insecta; Lepidoptera; Tortricidae.